Molecule: messenger RNA, 252 nt
Organism: Cylicostephanus goldi
Lineage: Eukaryota; Metazoa; Nematoda; Chromadorea; Rhabditida; Strongylidae
Source: the annotation of a GenBank genome assembly
AUGUCGCAGGAUAAGGUUAAAAGCGGCGAGAAGGUUUCCUUAUCCACUGAAAGUAGAGAAAAGGUGCCGAAGGCGGGAAUAGCAAAAGAGGAGAAGAAGAAGCAGAUUACGAAAAUUAGAGACUCAGAGGCAGGAGGUCUACCAAGCGUGAAGAAUGAGGACUUCUUUCACGGAUUUGUGCCCAGAGAGCAGGUGGGACUUGACGUAUCCACUAAAAAGUACAAUAGGGCUUGCUCAUGCCUGUUUCCCUGA